UUGGCAGUCGCUCGCCCGUGGGGAAAUUCGAGGUUCCCGCCCGCGUCAGUGAGCGCGAGGAACUCGCAACGAGCGGUGUUUGCCGGCAUCUGGAUUAAAUUAUUUAAAUAAGCAUCCAGAUGAAUAAAUAGAUCAUCUUUAUCCUUAUCUAGAUGGAAGAAAUACAAAAUAGAGAUUGAACUGAAAUUUGGCCAAUCAGAGCAGGAUUCGCUGAAAUUGACUUAAAUUUCAAUUUGUAGCCUAGUACGGGCACGAGUAGGUCUGCUAGACAAAGGCAGUGUCUAAGUAGUAUCUCGCUCUCUGUCUUACUAACGUUAUAUAGUCUACAUAGGCCAAGAUAAGACAGAGACGGACACAGUUAGACAAAGACAGGGAUACUAUUUGGAUAUGGUCUCUCUCGGCACGAGGUUAUCCAGCAGAAACAAGGGCGGUGCUCAUCUCAGUUUGUUACAUAAUUCAAUUUGGUAUGCUCUUUUGCAUGCUUUUGUAACUUCGGUGACUGAAGUGACGAAAGCAUACUGAAAGGUGAUGUUUCUGAAUGAAGCCUGGGUGAGUUUCAGAACAACUGAUGUCUAAUGAUGCGCACAGUCAGUGUGGAUUCCCGAAGGCGACUUAUAUAUCAUUUGGUUAGACAAACUACGUGGCAUUUGGCAUGUUUGUAUUGCUUGCGCAUUUUUCCCCACUCGAUUUUCUCCUCGUCUUUGCUUCUAGUUCGUCCGAACAUAUGUUCUACGACUCAUUUCAUUGGCCGCAAAGUGAACCAGCCUAAGUGAAGAUAAGUGGAAAGAACAAAUCCUGUUAUCUUAAUUUAUCAACUAAUUGUUUGAUAAUGUUAUCAGCAUUACAAAAAAACACCCUAUGUAGAUACUGAUUUUGAGCUUUACAAAGAGGUUUUCCUUUGGAGUGUCCGUAGCAGUUGUGAAUAUUGAGAAAUCAGUUAUGUGCAUUUUAUUUAUUUACCGUAAUUCGGAUGCAGAUGCUAAUUCCUAUCGAUUAAUAGUUGCGUCAAAUCGAGAUGAAAUGUACAAACGACCUACAUUAUCAGCUCAUUACUGGGAUCAGUAUCCGGAUUGUCUGGGAGGUAUUGACAUGGAACCUGGUAAGGAAGGUGGAACUUGGUUAGCUCUGUCGACGAAAGGAAAAGCUGCUGUCACUUUAAAUUUCAUUAACAACAGAUGUGCAAUUGAUGCGUCAAAAAAGGGUCGUGGACCUUUGAUAACAAAUUUCAUUACUUCCAAUGAUUCCAUGGAAUUAUACUUGGACAAAUUACACAGAGAAAAUGUUAAUGGACAGCCAUAUAAUCCGUAUUGUUUGAUUUUGUUAAAUUUAUACAACGCCAAUGUACAUUAUCUAAACAGUUGUAUAGGAUCUACGGGGCCUAUAAUGUGUAACAGUGAUAUUAUAGGUAUUGGAAAUAGUGGAUUAGAUCGUCCUUAUAAGAAAGUGGAGGCGGGGAAAGAAGAAUUUAAACGUAUCGUAAAGAAUGCGGAUAUCACGAAUCAGAAUAAUCUGAUUGAAGAGCUUGUUAAUUUUUUAAAAUCAAAAAAAAGGUAUCUGCCAGAUCCUGAGUUGCAAGAGAGAUCUCCAACAAGAUACAAAGAACUUAGUUCAAUUUUUGUUUCUAUCGGAAAAGAAUAUGGUACAAGGACACAUUCCAUAUUACUAGUUGAUGGCAUGAACCGCGUAAUAUUCGUCGAAGAAACGCUUAUGCCUGAUUUUACAUGGAAACGGCAACAGUUUAAAACUAAUUUGAUGUAAUAAUAGAUGAUAUUUUUUUUUUAUUGUAGUCACUUGGUAGUUACACAUAGUUUUACAAAUACUAUAUCUAUAAAUAAAAAUAAUGUUUAAGGGGAGAAUA
Dinoponera quadriceps is the source of this 1858-nucleotide messenger RNA. It is a transcript of the gene Tango2, whose product is annotated as transport and Golgi organization protein 2 homolog. The transcript has 5 exons. The record is from RefSeq and is a predicted model, not a curated record. NCBI's taxonomy places the organism in Eukaryota, Metazoa, Arthropoda, Insecta, Hymenoptera, Formicidae. Gene Ontology annotation, biological process: protein secretion; Golgi organization. Bases 940 to 1758 code for a protein of 272 amino acids. Gene Ontology annotation, cellular component: Golgi apparatus.